Capsella rubella is the source of this 966-nucleotide messenger RNA. RefSeq lists its product as uncharacterized. The transcript is spliced from 3 exons. The record is from RefSeq and is a predicted model, not a curated record. The coding region runs from base 1 to 825 and encodes 274 amino acids. Lineage: Eukaryota; Viridiplantae; Streptophyta; Magnoliopsida; Brassicales; Brassicaceae.
AUGGAGAGAAGAGAGGACCCCUGCAGCUCAAACUACUUCGUCGAAAGCCCUUCAACAGUUUUUCAUGACCCGGAAUCCGAAUUCCAAUCCCCGACUCGAUCUGACUCAGCGCUAUUGGUCCUAUCCUGCGUCAAUAACGAGUUUCCAAGGCACUCAGAUUUCUUGAGAAAUCCUGAAAACAAAUGCUUGUAUGAGGACGAUGAGAAAAUGUUGGUGCCACCAUUGCAAAGCUCCAAUUCGGGUUGGUGGAUCGUUCUGCAAAUAGGCUGGAGGUUCUUGUUUAGCUUUGGGGUGGCAUUGCUUGUCUUCUACAUUGCUACUCAGCCUCCUCAUCCUAACAUUUCUUUCCGAAUUGGAAGGUUUAACCAGUUCAUGUUAGAAGAAGGCGUGGAUUCACAUGGUGCUCCAACUAAGUUCCUCACUUGCAAUUGCUCUACCAAGCUCAUAGUAGAUAACAAGUCUAAUGUCUUUGGCCUUCACAUCCAUCCUCCAUCUAUCAAAUUCUUCUUUGGCCCACUCAACUUUGCAAAAGCGCUAGGACCUAAAUUAUAUGCGUUGAGCCAUGAGUCGACAACAUUUCAGCUAUACAUAGGAACAAAGAACCGGGCAAUGUAUGGGGCAGGAAGAGAGAUGGAUGAUAUGCUUCAAUCGAGAGCUGGAUUGCCUCUAAUACUGAGGAUGAGCAUAAUUUCCGAUUUUCGAGUUGUCUGGAAUAUUAUAAACCCUAAGUAUCAUCACAAGGUCGAGUGUUUAUUGUUCCUUGCUUACAACGAUAUGCACAUCGAGGUUAUGGUGAUAAGAGAAAAAUGCAGAUUGGUAUCUUAAUGAGAGAUUAUAUCCAAAUUAAGCCUCAAUGCAUUGGCAAGUGCAUGAAAAUAUAAUAAUACAUGCCAUGAUUAACUUAUGUAAUGUCAAAGUCUUUUUAUGGGAGAAAUCGAAAUUCAAUCGGGGCACACAAUUUGUAUU